Messenger RNA from Argentina anserina (silverweed cinquefoil), 524 nucleotides. Its product is annotated as acetyltransferase At1g77540-like. The record is from RefSeq and is a predicted model, not a curated record. The transcript is spliced from 2 exons. Bases 33 to 371 code for a protein of 112 amino acids. NCBI's taxonomy places the organism in Eukaryota, Viridiplantae, Streptophyta, Magnoliopsida, Rosales, Rosaceae.
ACGGACGCGAGAGGAGUAAAAAAAGAGCGAAGAUGGCUACUGCAAGUGGCGCGGCAGGGGGCGGUUCAUCGGCGCCGAAGAUAGUGUGGAACGAAGCCAAGUAUAGAUUCGAGUCAGACGACCAGAAAGCCUACAUAGACUACGUUCUCAGAGAGAAGGGCAAAGUGAUGGACUUGGUUCACACUUAUGUCCCAUCCUCCAAGAGAGGCUUGGGCUUGGCCUCCCAUCUCUGCGUUGCUGCCUUCAACCACGCCAAAGCCAACUCCAUGUCUGUCAUCCCCACCUGCUCUUACGUCUCUGAAACCUUUCUCCCAAAGAACCCCUCUUGGAAGUCUCAGCUGUACUCCCCUGAGACCAAGUCUAGUAUAUAGAGUUCUAAACAACUUGGGUGUAAUAAACGACCGUACUUUUAGUUCGAAAUGCUUGUAAGCUCGGCCAGGGAAAACGUUAUCCUGCUCUUCCUUCUUAAAUGUAUGCUUGUUCAAGGCAACCGAAAUAAAACUUAUUAGAUCAUGGUUUUCGAA